Molecule: messenger RNA, 1119 nt
Organism: Ceraceosorus guamensis
Lineage: Eukaryota; Fungi; Basidiomycota; Exobasidiomycetes; Ceraceosorales; Ceraceosoraceae
Exons: 1
Coding region: 324-893 (189 amino acids)
Source: RefSeq, a predicted model, not a curated record
CAUACAUUCCGCGUUGGCUACGGCUACAAGGAAGUGCUGAGCCGAGGCGACGACUACUGAGUCAUCUCCUCCUCAAGUCAAAUGAGCGGUGAUGUGAGGAGCGUGGGCAGGGGACUGAGUGGCUAGUGGAGAAGAAGGAAGUCUUAUGAGAGACAUUGGGGGAGUGCAGACCUCCUUUCGUCUACGUCUCGGUUGGGGACUCAAAAGUUGAGGGCAAUGGUGUGCCCUAGGCUCCAUACGCGGAUGGUUUCGCCUCGUGACGUGAGAUCCUUGAAGCGGUGUAGGCGUGCUUGCUAGCUUUUCUGAGCUGGAUUACUUUAUCUAUGUCCUUUCCGAGGUCAGCCAAGCUAGCUAGCGCAACUAACACUACUUUUGAGCAGCUCACGAGACAGCACAAGCGCGUUUCUUUUCGUCGUAUCGAGGACAAUGUCAUCUGCAUGUUUCGGGAAAAAAAAAAACAAAAAAAUUUCAAAAGAACAAACAAACGCCUGUACAAGUUGCGUGUGCGCGGAAAGGUGGUGGUGGCGGUAGCUCUCAGAUGGCGCAGCUACAGCCGUAGCGCGCGGUAUGGACCAGAUCAACCCAGUGCGGAGUUCGCUGGUGCACCUAUUUGUGGUCUCGAUGAUUACGAUCACAACACUCACAACUUGGCUUGGUCACAAAGCCCAGUUGCAUGCCAAACUCGGUCCAUAGGCUUCUCGGGUGCUCUGAGCUUGGGCAAGAGGAAGCCAGCCGGCUCGCCUGGCUUGGAUCCAAUUAUGACUCCCGUGAGCGGCUACUCAAGACUGAUCCUCGGGUCGCGUAUGCGAUCUUCGAGAACCUUCCAGCACAAUCAUGGCGGCGAGUACCUGCUGUACCGGUAUCACGAACGACGCGCACGCGCACGCGAAUGAUAUGCUGCGACCUGCGCGUCUGAGCGCGCGCGCGGGUAAAUGUAGGAACCGAUGUCGAUGAAGCCUCUUCCAUCAUCGUGGGCACCAUUGACUCCGAUUCACAUUCCGUGAUUGCUUGAUUCGCGAGCACGACUCCGAUCAAUCGAGCAUCGAGCAUCGACGAGCUUAAUCCUCGAGUCGGAGCAAUCGAGCAUUCGAGCUGCCUACAGGUAGGAGAGCCAGCGGU